AAUGUAUUUGUUGUAGAGUUGAGUGACUCGAUAGCCAUAAGACAUAGCAUUUAAUAGUUGUGUUAAAAGCAGUGAUUCAUUGACUGACAGACAAACACAACUCAGUUAUAACGCAAUACGUGUUGUGUUUGUGACCACAAGUGUCCACAAACUGACCAACAAUACCAUCACCAAAGUCUUCACUGCCAAACCAUACAACUAUCACCUAAUUGUCAUCCAAUUUGAUAAUUAUGUAUCAUUUAUAGUCGACCACAACAUAACAAUGGAGUUGCGAGUCGGUAACAAAUACAGGUUGGGCCGCAAAAUCGGGUCGGGCAGCUUCGGGGACAUCUAUCUCGGCACCAAUAUUACAACAGCUGAGGAGGUGGCCAUCAAACUGGAGUGCAUUAAGACAAAGCACCCGCAACUGCACAUCGAAAGCAAAUUUUAUAAACAAAUGUCCGGCGGAGUUGGCAUACCUGUAAUCAAAUGGUGCGGAACUGAGGGUGACUACAAUGUUAUGGUUAUGGAACUGUUGGGUCCAAGUCUUGAGGAUUUGUUUAACUUUUGCAGUCGAAAGUUUAGCCUUAAGACAGUUCUUCUAUUAGCUGAUCAAUUGAUCAGUCGUAUUGAGUUUAUUCAUACCAGAAAUUUCAUACAUCGAGACAUAAAACCGGAUAAUUUUUUGAUGGGUUUGGGAAAGAAGGGAAAUCUGGUUUAUAUAAUAGACUUUGGUUUGGCAAAGAAAUAUCGCGAUACCCGAACACAUGCCCACAUCCCGUACAGGGAGAACAAGAACCUGACGGGAACCGCCAGAUAUGCUUCCAUUAACACUCAUCUGGGAAUCGAACAAAGCCGUCGGGACGACUUGGAGUCGUUGGGUUACGUAUUGAUGUAUUUCAAUAGAGGAAGCCUUCCGUGGCAAGGAUUGAGAGCGGCCACCAAACGACAAAAGUAUGAGCGAAUCAGUGAGAAAAAGAUGUCAACUCCUAUUGAAGAACUAUGUCGUGGAUUUCCGGCAGAAUUCUCCUCUUACCUCAGUUACUGCCGAACACUCAGAUUUGAUGAAAAGCCUGAUUACUCUUAUUUAAGACAAUUGUUGAGAAAUCUAUUUCAUAGACAAGGAUUUACUUAUGAUUAUGUGUUUGACUGGAAUAUGUUAAAGUUUGGUGGGAAUCGUACUCACAAUGCAAUUGAUGGCACAAACGGAGACCGUCAGCUUCAGAACCAAAGCACAGGAUUGCCUCAAUCAACACCACAAGCGGCCAAUAAUCACAUUCAAUCACAUCAUUCACAUGCAUUGAAUCUGACCAGAAAUGGUACGACCGUUAGUGGCAAUGGCGGCGGCACUCCUGGUAGUGCUACUCCUGUGGCUAGUGGUGUCCAAACUGGAAAUUUUCCACAAAGUAGUAGAAGAGCAAGAAAUAAUUCAGCAAAUGCUGCCAUCAAUGCAAACGUUGACAACGGAUUACUCACUGGCGGUGUUCAGAUACCACCAUUUGUGCCUCAUAUGAACGACCAAAACAUUGAUUUUCUCGCGCAUCCUUCGUUAUUACCAUCGACUUCUAGAGGCGAUAGGAUUACUCACAGAUAGGAUAGGAUUACAAUUUUUAGCAAAAAUUAUGUGACAUUUAACUCAAAUUAUUUAAAUUAUUAUUUUAAUUAUAUAUAA
Molecule: messenger RNA, 1651 nt
Organism: Oppia nitens
Lineage: Eukaryota; Metazoa; Arthropoda; Arachnida; Sarcoptiformes; Oppiidae
Product: casein kinase I-like
Exons: 7
Coding region: 263-1573 (436 amino acids)
Biological process (GO): endocytosis; peptidyl-serine phosphorylation; signal transduction
Cellular component (GO): cytoplasm; nucleus
Molecular function (GO): protein serine/threonine kinase activity; ATP binding
Source: RefSeq, a predicted model, not a curated record